AUGAAGUUAAACAGCAUUGUUCCAUCGAAUGCUAUUGUUUGGACUGAAGGACAAUACUUUGAUGGAAAAGGUUGGGUUGCCUUGACAAAUCACGAUGAUGUUAAGAUGAAACAAGUUAAAUUUUCUGAUAACAGGUUAUUGUCUCUUAAACAAACUUUAUGUCCACCGGAUGAGAUUAAGAAAUUGUUAAAUGAAACUUAUCAGCACCAGAGUUGGAGUGACGGAAAGAUUGGAGUAACAAUUGAAGGAGAUCAUUUAGUAUAUAUCAAAUUGCCUUUUCUGGACUCAGUAUCAACUUAUACACACCAUACCAGACUUCCCAGUUUACUAAGCACGUGGAAACCAUGUGUUUUAUUGGUGAGUGGGAAUGUAGCAACAAUCAGAAUAACAGAUGCUUUAUCUAUAAUUGUCAUUAAAGAUGAGAAUAAUUCGAUAACUACAGUACCUGUUCCAUACAAUAGCGGAUUUUGUUGCAUUCAUCCCAUUCUAAAGACCGCAUUAGUACAUGGAUCAUUUGCAAUUAAUCUACUGCCAGAGAACGGCAAAGAGGUGAUUCCUAAUUUGACAUCCAAACCUUUUGGUGAUAAAUGGGAUUAUUUUGUGUACUUUUUCACUUGGGGGAGUUUGAUAGUCCCUAAAUUCUGCUAUUUUAGGAGAAAAAGUAAAAUGUUGCACUUGUUGACUAAUGAAAAGGUUGCACAGGAUGUUAUAGGUCUAAUUUCAAUAUUUAAUUUGCACAUAUUCAUCAAACUUGAUACACCUAAGAUGGCUAGAGAUUUUGUUUAUGGAGAAGAUUACGCUUUGACGGUUAAAGAAUUCAAUAGUACACUCCACAUAUAUUUACUGAUGGAUGGGCAAAUAGCUAGGAUGCAUUAUGUAUUUGAUGGUAGGAAUAAUGAUUUUGGUGUUGCUGUUGUAAAAUUUAAAUGCGAAAGAGGAGAAAAGGGUGAUCUGAUAAUUAAAAACGAUAAUUCUGUGAAGGUGUUGUUGUCCAAUGGAUGUCCAUCUGGAAUUAGAGAGAAGUUUCAUCUGAUGUCAGAUCAAUUAGUAGUUCUGUACGAUGUUGAAAUAGGAAGAUAUUUUUCUAACAAAAUAGGCUUGGAGAUAUGCCCAUUAUUAACAUUGUAA
Messenger RNA from Babesia microti strain RI, 1128 nucleotides. RefSeq names its product conserved Plasmodium protein, unknown function. The coding region runs from base 1 to 1128 and encodes 375 amino acids. The record is from RefSeq and is a predicted model, not a curated record. The transcript is spliced from 4 exons. Lineage: Eukaryota; Apicomplexa; Aconoidasida; Piroplasmida; Babesiidae.